UCGGCCGCCGCCGGAGCCGCUCGGUGCUGCGCGAACAUGGCCGAAGUCGGCGAGGACAGCGGCGCCCGCGCCCUUCUGGCGCUGCGCUCCGCUCCCUGCAGCCCUGUGCUGUGCGCCGCGGCCGCGGCCGCCGCCUUCCCGGCCACCGCAUCCCCGCCGCCGCCGGCGCAGCCUCCGCCCGGGCCGCCCGCGGCGCCCGCAGUGCCCGCGGUGCCCUGUCCCGGCCCCAGCCCCGGCCCGGUGCCCUCCACCGCCGCCACUGCCACCACCGCCGCGCCUGCCUUGGUGGCCGCCGCCGCCGCCUCAGUGCGCCAGAGCCCAGGGCCGGCCCUAGCGCGCCUGGAGGGCCGGGAGUUCGAGUUUCUGAUGCGACAGCCCAGCGUCACCAUCGGCCGCAACUCGUCGCAGGGAUCGGUGGACCUGAGCAUGGGCCUGUCGAGCUUCAUCUCCCGGCGCCACCUGCAGCUCAGCUUCCAGGAACCUCACUUCUAUCUGCGUUGCCUCGGCAAGAACGGUGUCUUCGUGGACGGGGCCUUCCAGAGGCGGGGAGCGCCAGCCCUUCAGCUGCCCCAACAAUGCACCUUCCGGUUCCCCAGCACGGCCAUCAAGAUCCAGUUCACGUCCCUGUACCAUAAGGAGGAGGCCCCAGCAUCCCCGCUGCGGCCACUCUACCCUCAGAUCUCUCCACUGAAGAUCCACAUUCCGGAGCCGGACCUCCGGAGCCUCGUCAGCCCCAUCCCUUCCCCGACCGGCACCAUCAGCGUCCCCAACUCCUGUCCAGCCAGUCCUCGAGGAGCUGGGUCAUCAGGUUACCGCUUCGUCCAGAACGUGACAUCAGACCUUCAGCUGGCCGCGGAGUUUGCAGCAAAGGCCGCCUCUGAGCAGCAAGCAGACACGUCUGGUGGGGACAGCCCGAAGGAUGAGUCGAAGCCUCCUUACUCCUAUGCGCAGCUGAUCGUGCAAGCCAUCUCCUCGGCACAGGACAGGCAGCUAACACUAAGUGGCAUCUACGCCCACAUCACCAAACAUUACCCCUAUUACAGGACUGCCGACAAAGGCUGGCAGAACUCUAUCCGACACAACCUCUCUCUUAACCGUUACUUUAUCAAAGUCCCUCGAUCCCAGGAGGAGCCUGGGAAGGGCUCCUUUUGGCGAAUAGACCCUGCCUCUGAAGCCAAACUCGUGGAACAAGCAUUCCGAAAGCGGAGACAGAGAGGCGUCUCCUGCUUCCGCACCCCCUUCGGACCUCUGUCCUCACGGAGUGCUCCAGCUUCGCCCACCCACCCUGGACUGAUGUCCCCUCGUUCCAGUGGCCUGCAGACCCCAGAGUGCCUGUCUCGGGAGGGCUCCCCCAUUCCACAUGAUCCUGACUUAGGGUCAAAGUUAGCCUCUGUUCCAGAGUAUCGCUAUUCCCAGAGUGCCCCAGGUUCCCCUGUCAGUGCCCAGCCGGUGAUUAUGGCUGUCCCUCCCCGACCUUCCAACUUAGUGGCUAAGCCUGUCGCCUACAUGCCAGCUUCCAUAGUGACCUCACAACAGCCCUCAGGCCACGCCAUCCAUGUGGUGCAGCAGGCCCCCACCGUCACCAUGGUGAGGGUGGUAACCACCUCUGCCAACUCAGCCAACGGGUACAUCCUCGCUAGCCAGGGCUCAGCCGGAGGCUCCCACGACACAGCAGGCACAGCCGUGUUGGACCUGGGCAAUGAGACGAGAGGUUUGGAAGAGAAACCCACCAUAGCAUUUGCCACAAUCCCUGCAGCCAGCCGAGUUAUCCAGACAGUCGCCAGCCAGAUGGCCCCAGGAGUCCCUGGACACACGGUCACCAUCCUGCAGCCAGCUACACCAGUGACUAUCGGGCAGCACCAUCUUCCAGUGCGGGCUGUCACUCAGAACGGAAAGCAUACUGUGCCCACGAAUAGCUUAGCUGGCAACGCUUACGCCCUCACCAGUCCCCUGCAGCUCCUGGCAGCCCAGGCGAGUUCAUCCACGCCAGUGGUCAUCACCCGGGUAUGUGAGGUAGGGUCUGAGGAGCCAUCAGCAGCCGUCUCGGUGGCCACUAAUGCCACAUCAACCCCAGCAGCCUCCACUACCACGUCUGCCUCUUCCAGCGGGGAGCCCGAGAUCAAGAGGUCCCGGGUAGAGGAGCCCAGUGGGACAGCCACCACACAGCCCACAGCAAUGGCAGCCACUGGCCCCCAGGGCCCAGGUACCGGCGAGUGAAGUCACCUGCAGGAAGGUGGAGUGGGACUCAGGCCACAGGUGCCCAGGUGGCCAGCUGCUGCACUCAAGGACGGAGUAGAGAAGCUCACAGCUGCCUGCAGCGCGUGUGCCAUGAGGGUGGCCGCCACACCUGGACAGUUUCCUCUUUAUCUCCUGUCCUCCCAUGGUUUGAAACAAAACACAUAAACACGUUCAGACAACUUGAUUGUAUGAAUCUGGGGGUUCUGUGUGUUUAUUUACCCCUCCCUCAUGCCAUCGCCACUCCCCAGUUCUUGUGGGAGAAGGUCUAGCCCAGCUCCUCAGGAACUGAUCCCAGCCAGCACCCUCAAGAAGAAUGAGCCCCAGGACUGGACAGAAGUACAGUGCAACCCAGGCUGCUCUCCUUGGGACCCACAGAUUUCCUGUUUGUAACUGAGCAAGAAUAGACCAGAGACCAGAGAACAGUGGUGAGAACGUCCCAGCCACACACUGGGAUGCAGUCCUCGCCCCAAAAGUGACAUAGGCUGCGGCAUUAAUUGGGAUCAAGAGGUCUGCUUUGGUUUUGGACCCUAAAAUAAUUCUUAUAGUUAAACAUGGAAUUUGGGCUCAUCUCAAACCUGAGACACACAGAAGGGUUCACGUGUCUUUGGGGUUCCCUUUGGUAGCAGUUGAGUAGCUGCAGGCACUCACCCACACCAGCCCUUGGUGAACAUGCCGCUCUCCCCGAUAACUCCAAGAAGGAUCAGCGGCUCCCACAUUGAUGUUGGAAAAUCAGCCCAGGGCCAGUGCCCAUGGCAUCCAUUCCCACAGUACUGGCUUAGCCCAGAGCUGCAAGCUACAACGGAUAUCCAGGGAAACCUGGGUAGCUUCAGGGGACAUCAGUCAGCCCCUUGCUCAGCGGGGAGGAUACUGGUCUGUACCAGUGGAAGACAGCGGGAUGCAUCCUGUUUCUGGCAGCUGGAGGUGCUGUGCAAUGGUCUGCUCACACUGCCUUCCCCUCACACAUUCCAGUUUCCUGAGCACCCCAAGACGUGUCCAGUUUGCAAAUAGAAACCCUCUCUUCUACCUGAAGCCGGGUGUCCCUGGCUGUUAUCCACUGGGAAGGAAACUACCUCUCUGGACAGCAGUUGGUGCCAAGUUUGAUUACAGUGUGGCAAGAACCAAAGUAUGGGGUCAGCCGAGGACUCGGAUCCCCAGAGAAGGUCUCUUUGCAUGCCUACACAAGCUACCAGCAGCACUUUGAACGCAGCAAGUCAUAGGAGUAGGAGACAUUGACUGUUCCACACAGUCUGGGGAUGAGAGAUGGUUCUGCGGAAGCAGUAGCAGCAGCUGCAUGGCAGGACUUCAAGGCAGCCAGGAGCUCAGUGCUGGUCCUCCUGGAUGGUGGGCCAUAAGCGACAGUGACAACUUGGACAGAGAACCCCAGAAAAGUCGGGUUACCCUGGCCUCUUCCUCUGCCCGGGCCCAGUCAGAAGAGAAGAGAGAGCCCCGUGAGCAAAGAGCAGGCAACCCCAAGAAAGGAGGGGCCACAGCCGUACAAACUGCCUUUGCUGGAAGAGUUGCCAGUCAGUGACCUGGAGGCUACGGAGAGCAGGUGAUCGGGUUGGAUGAAUUCGGGCUCCACCCUAUGGCUGCCACUAUUGAAGCCACCAGUCCCCACACACGCCAAGGACCAGUGCAGAGCGCCUGUCUAGCCCUCUUGAGCUAUCUCCCAAGCUCCCCAGUCAUUUCUGCAGUACUAAACGUCAAGCUGGAAGAGAGCUCUGUUUUGUAGGCCUGUCUGUCGCCUGGGAGGUUUCUGAGAGGUGGGGCUGGGGUAUUAGUGGCUGGGGGUGGGUUUUCCAGGUGGAGCUGCCCCUUGGAGUAUCAAAUGACUCUAUCCUACAUCUCCCUGUGCCUGGCAUGAACUUGUUCUCUGUGUGCCUGGUGUGAGCAUGUGGCUAGGGAAGCGGGAAUGAACUGAGACCACAAGGGACGUUAGUGCCACCUGCCGAUCUUCCCCUCUGUUACCGUUUACUCCAAGACUGUAUGCGCAUGGUCACCCUGCAAGGCAGAUUAUUUGUGGAUUGUCAUGGUAGGCACUGUGCGCAGUCCCUGCAUGGAACUGUGGGGUCACCAUCCGUCACAUCUGUCAUCAGGUCUCAGAAUGGUCCUGACCAGUUUGCUCUCCUGGCUGCUGAGACAUCAUGGUCUCCAUCCUCUGUAGCGGAUCCUCUCACCACGCUAACACGGGUGUGGAAGGACAUGGAGGGAGAGAGUGGAGCACACACUGUCCCGAUGUCCUACAUGACCUUAAGGCAGAGGGUCCUGUGCCCCUGCUUGGGCAGCCUGAGCUAGAAAGGAGGAGGCUAGCCUAGUGUCAUUGCUCUAGAAGUGGAUUUGGUUAUCUACCAGGUAGCACCCGGCUUGUGCCAGCUUUUGCCCACAGCCAUUAACCCAGAAUAGCCAGUGCUCAGAACAGGAAUCCACAGUCAGCUGGAACUUGCUCCCGUGAGCUCUGGGAAGCUAUAUGUGGAAGCCAGAGCCUGGGUUAGGGGCCAUGACCAUCCACUGUCUAGACCAUGGCUGGCAACCCUGGAGGACCCCAGCAAGCCCUGGGGUUGGAGAACAGUUGAGGCGCAGAUGUGAUGCCUGGUGACCUGUUCCUCAGGGCCACAGCGGCUCCUGUCUCUGGCACAGCUUUAUCUGAGCUUGCCUUGUUUUGGUGAGUGUUCCCUGGCAGAUCCGGUGCCUAGCUGUCCGCAUGUCCACUCUGUCGUCUGCCUCAUAUCUGGGACUCGCCAGACUCACAAAAUGCUGCAAGCAUAGGAUGUCACCAUGGUGACUGGAAGCGAAGAGACCCAGCCUGAGAGCUUGCCUGCCUGAGAGCUCUCUCUGUUCCUCUCCCCUGCCGGUCUCUCCUCCUUCCUCCUCUUUCUCUUUCCCUUCCUCCCGCCCCUUAUCUUUCCCCUUCUAUUCCUAUCUAUCCCUUCUUCCUUUUUGCCUUUUCUGUCUCCUCCCCUACCUCAGCUUGGCAUCCAGGGCAUGAUAAACAUGUCUGUCAACAGCUCCUGGAGCCUUGCCUUUGUGCAAGGCGGGGUAUCCGACUCAGACUCACUCUCCAUGAGGAAGCCCAUGAACCCUUCCCCUGCUUUCUACAUCCUUAUAAUCUAGAGAUCUCCCGCCUCCGCCUCCUGUCCCAUACCAGGCUUGCCAAGAUCUGAAAUAAUAGUUGUCACCCAUCUUUCCCCUUAAAGGGGAAAGCUCUUUCACAAUAAUCUGGGAUAGCUGGAAAUGGUCACAGCCAGGUGAUGGGGUCAGUGUCUUCCCCUUUGGGCCGUAGUCAAAGACUUAGUUAAAUGCAAGGAAGAAACCUUUCCCAUGGAGAAGUGGUAGUGGGAUGGAAUUUCCCGCUUUUCCUCAAAACCCUCUGAUUCCAUAUUGCACCAUGUGAUGUUGCCCACUCUGGGGUGUGCCCCCCACUUUGCUGACCAAGCCUUUUCCUGUCCAUCUGAAUAGCUCAGUGCUCACUCUAGAGUAAGUCAGAAAGUGAGUGAGUCUCUGUUCUGGGGAAAGAUCCCUGUGUGGGAACAUCACGUCCCGAUCACUAGUGGUAAAGUCACCACAGUGAUGACAGGGUAGCCUCUUGUUCUGGCUCAGGGUGACAGGGGUGACAGGGCAGUCGUCACUAGCACCUCACCUCCAGUCUCUCAGAAUACCUCUGCUUAGAAGCAAUAUUACAAAGGAUAAGUCAAGUUGUUCCAAAGAUGGCCGCUGCUGACCCCAGCUUCCUUCCAGAGCAGGGCCUCCAACAUGCACUUUGACUUGGAGAAGGCAGGUGAGAACUGGGAACAGACAAGGCCAAGGCCUCCUAAUUUCCACCUGCCACUUCAGUCCUGCUCCCGACUGAAUGUCCCCUUUCAUCUUGUGAGUCCCUUGCUCCAGGCCUUGAAUUCAGGCUGGCUCUUGCAUCGCCUGCUUGUUAAGUUCUGGGUUUUUAUUUUGUUUCGGUGCUGGAGAGUAAGCUCAGGGCCUUGCACAUGCUAGGCAAGGGCUGUUCUACCACUGAGCCAGCUCAUGGCCCUUUUGAUUUUUUAAACUUGAGACAGGGUCUCAUGAAGCUGCCCAGGCUGGCCUUGACCUUGUAGUCCUCGUCUCAGCUUCCUGAAGUGCCACCAUGGCCUAGUGCUCCUUGUUUUUUGUUUUUUUCUCUACCAAAGGCUGCUGCAUUGGUGACACAGCAGGUAUGGUCUAGAUGCCCACAGACUAGCACUAACACCCUCUUCCCACGGCCUGUGGUUUGAACAAUUUGGGACUGUCCAAGGGACUGUCAUCCUCGGGUUACUACUUCCCUCUCCCUGCCCUCUCCAUCGCUACCCCCGAAGUCACAGCUGCUUGGCAAGUGGAGUUCUGUGACCCAACCUCAGGCAUUUCCAUCCAAAUAAGACACAGACCCAUUUCACAUUUCACUGACUUUAGGGAAAAUAGUUUUCUACUUUUUUAUGUGUGUGUUUUCUUUGAGACAGGGUUUCUCUGUGGCUUUGGGGCCUGUUCUAGAACUAGCUCUUGUAGACCAGGUUGGCCUCGAACUCACAGAGAUCCGCCUGCCUCUGCCUCCCAAGUCCUGGGAUUAAAGGCGUGCGCCACCACUGCCCUCUCUACUUGGGAGUGGUCCUGGCUGCUGCUCCCAUCUGUCUCUCCGCUCCUCUUUUCUGCUGCUCUGAGCUUCCUUCUGGCAGGCUUUAGCUCUGCUGCUGCAGGGAACCGUCUAGAACUACACCCUGGCAGGGCUGUCCCACAGGUGAAGCCAACCACAUGCCUUGUCCAGGGGCACCACCCAGGCAUGAGGCAGGACAGAGGGUCCUCUGAACUUCUUGGAGAGAAGUGUCCACCCAGAGGGCAGCAUGGCAGGAGCUAGGCGGAGGUGAGCCGGCAGGACUGGAAGCUGAAGGCUGUCUCACCUCCGUCUUAACCCUCACAGCUAGUGCAGGCCAUGGUAAAGAGAGCAUGGACAUCUCUCUCUCCAGGAGGGCUUGGCUCACCACGGAAAGUGGUGUGUGUGUUUCUGUUCUUGGGCUCAACCACCAAACACAAGCUUCCUAGGACCCCCAGCCCCCUCCACCAACUUUCACUUGUCCCAACCCCCACCUCAUGAGAGUUGAAGGAUUGAAAGAGCUUGCUGCUUUACCUCUGAAUCCUUGCUCCUUUGACUACUCACAAGGUGAAGGGGCGGCGUGGAGGAACCUGGGUCACAGAAGCCUAGGAGAGGCUGGAGGUGGCCAAUGGCCAGGCUUGGUCCAUGCCCCUGCAUUUGGAGCACUUGCCGCCGGCAGGAACCUCAGCACUGUCCCUAGGGCUGUGCUGACCCUGCUAGAGUGAGCCCCAUGAUCCACUAAGUAUUCAUGUUCUCUGUCCUGUAUGUAUCCAAAUGACACCCUGGCUUCUUGAGUCUGAAUUGGCUGGUCUAGAACUUUUAUUUUCAAUUGGUAAAGUUGGGAAUUUAAAAAAAAAAUCUAACAUUUUCAUUUUGGCCCCUCUCUCCCAUCUUCUUUUCAUAACAUCCUUCCUGGAGGCAUCUGGGAUCCCUGAUACCUUAGCUUGAUUCCUGGGCUGGGCAAAGGUGGUGGGGGCAGGAAGGAGAGACCCAAACUGUCUUCCAUGUCUCCCCUUGAAUUCUGCUGUGUCCUGGGGAGGGGGACAGCAGCUGUGCACGUGUGAGGGAGGGGCUAAAGCCAAUAGUGAGGUCGUUCUUUUUCUUAACUGAAUGAUAAUUCUGUAAAAGUAAUUGGGGGGAGGGUGUUCAGGGAGUGUGUGUGUGUGUGUGUGUGUGUGUGUGUGUGUGUAUGCGUGCGCACAUGUGUGGUUUUGUUUUGUUUGUUUUAUAGUGGCUGUCUAAAGUGUUUCCAUGAUAUGUUUAACACGUAGUGCUUUAAAAGCAGUGGUAUCCUAUGCGCUGGGAGUCCUGGUUCCAGAGAUGGGACGUGCCCCACCUCAGUGGGUGAAGGUCUCACUCAGGAGGCAGAGGUAAUGGUUGGGAUCAGAAAGACCUGCAGCACCACCUGGGCGUUCAUUUCAAAUGGGAUACAGUAUUUUUUAUAACAGAACCAUCCUUUUUAAAAAAAAAAAAAAAGUUUGACACCUGAAUGUGAUUUCUAACUAUUAUUAGACAUUAAUGUUUUAAAGCUAUACAGUGGAAAAUUUCUACUUCCUUUUUCAUCCAUUUGGACUGUUCUUUUAUCUAUUCGAUUGUUUUAUGUGGGUGGGGAAGCUCUGUAUUCUCCUCUUAGCAUUUGUUUCUAUAACCAGAAAUAAAAAUUAUAUAUUAAAGAUA
Messenger RNA from Microtus oregoni (creeping vole), 8506 nucleotides. Its product is annotated as forkhead box protein K1. Gene Ontology annotation, biological process: regulation of transcription by RNA polymerase II. Gene Ontology annotation, molecular function: DNA-binding transcription factor activity, RNA polymerase II-specific; RNA polymerase II cis-regulatory region sequence-specific DNA binding; protein binding. Lineage: Eukaryota; Metazoa; Chordata; Mammalia; Rodentia; Cricetidae. The record is from RefSeq and is a predicted model, not a curated record. The transcript has 9 exons. Bases 37 to 2217 code for a protein of 726 amino acids.